Messenger RNA from Funneliformis geosporum, 747 nucleotides. The record is from the annotation of a GenBank genome assembly. Lineage: Eukaryota; Fungi; Glomeromycota; Glomeromycetes; Glomerales; Glomeraceae.
AUGGGUGACCGAAGAAGUUUUAAUACUGCUAGCAUAGGUCCACACACAUUUAGUUGUGCCCAGCAUAAUGAAUAUUAUCGUCUGGAUUGUAAACUGAUUAAAAUCAGACCUACAAUCGGUUCUUUUGAUGAUGGAAAUAUGGCCGUACGUUUUCAUCAUUCUACUAAUGAAAUGAGCCUGUGUUUGAACGCAUUAAAAAAUGAGGUUUUCAUUCCGUACGAUCAGCUUACAGGAUUUAGAAUUGCAGAAUAUAAAGAACUAGAAGUCUCACUUUUACCCAACUUUAAAAGAAGGUAUUAUCAAAAUGGCAUUGAGGUAAGAGUGGAUCCAACUAAUGGUUUGUUAGAAAAGGCAGCAUCAUUGCUUAUUAUACCACGAAAGAAUGUCAACCUUGCAAAUUUGCUUAUGAUUGAAAACAUUAUUGGAAAAUACAGAAUUGAUAUAUCUUUAACAAACAACACAAUUCCCGGCGUUCAAGACGACUCUGCUAAUUUAAGUGAUGAGAUAUACGUGAAAUUUUUCAUGAAUGCAGAACGUGGAGGAGUCAUUGUACCACAAGGAAUUAGUCUUGAUAGAAUAAUACAGACCAUUGCAGAAAGAUUUCAUUUUAAUAUUAAUUCCAACCUGACAACGUAUAAAAAUGGGAAGGGCGUUAUUAUUGCUAUUAGAGAUGAAGAAGAUUGGAGAGUUGCUAAAUGGGAAUCAAGAUAUUCCAAAAAAGCUGGUGUGGAACUGCAUUUAAUUUGA